AUGAUACAAAUUUGGGUGAGUUUUAUGAGCAUAUUCUACAUAUUUUAAUACACACCUUUUAUUGAAUAUUCAGACAAUAUCACUGAAUUUCUAAAUGAGCUUACUGUCCUGCUUGUGUUUACUUGUCUCACAACUAAUGCCAAUGGAUCUUCUGACAUUAAUACACAAUACUAACUUGGGUUCUUUUUGAUUGCAUUAAUCCUGAUUAACAUAUUGGUUAACUUUUCACUAUUUUUAAAGAACAACAUUGUUAAGAUUUAUAAACUUAUCAAAGAUCUACCUAAUCGUAAACAUAGAAUAGCAAAGUAGAAAUAUCUGGAAGAGGCUUAGAAAGUCUAGGUUCAUGCUGAUUUAUAUGAUAAAAUAUAUCUAACAUCACAAAACUACACAAAUCAAGCAGAUGAUUAAUUUAAUGAUUCUCAAGAAGCUAAAAUAAUACAUGAUAUUGAGGAGAAAAAAAAUAAUAGAAUAAGAAUAUUUGGGCAGCAUGUGGCGCGACUAAAAGAAGAGUUGGAGGAGGAUGAUUUUUAAUUAAAAAAAGAUGAGCUUGAUUAAACAUUAAGAAAGAAUUAGAUACUUUACUCUAAAAUAUAUGGAUUUAGCAGUAGCAACUUAAACUUUAGUAAUCAAUCUACACUUAAUGCUGAUAAGCAGAAAUUAGAAAAUUAUAAGCAAUUUCAACCUAAUUAGGUUUCAAAAACUUAUAGAAAAAUUGAAGCUGAAAAAUAUAUGAAUGACUUAAUCAGAAAAGUAGCAAAUAAUUAUAAAUCAGAAUAUAAACAAGAUUUAUGA
Messenger RNA from Stylonychia lemnae, 792 nucleotides. Lineage: Eukaryota; Ciliophora; Spirotrichea; Sporadotrichida; Oxytrichidae. The record is from the annotation of a GenBank genome assembly.